Molecule: messenger RNA, 7009 nt
Organism: Spea bombifrons (plains spadefoot toad)
Lineage: Eukaryota; Metazoa; Chordata; Amphibia; Anura; Pelobatidae
Gene: KIF26A
Product: kinesin family member 26A
Exons: 14
Coding region: 1-5718 (1905 amino acids)
Biological process (GO): microtubule-based movement
Molecular function (GO): microtubule motor activity; microtubule binding; ATP binding
Source: RefSeq, a predicted model, not a curated record
AUGUUUUGUCUGCAGAAUCCUCAGUUUUCAGCUUUAAUUUUCGACAAGCUUCAAGUGCCUGACUACUUGCAAAAAAGCAAGAAUGAAGGAGAAAGUCGGUGUGAUGUAUGUGCAACUCACUUGAAUCAGCUGAAGCAGGAGGCCGUUCAGAUGAUCCACAAUUUCAAUCAAACCGGUUGCCCGGAAAUUCUAGAGCGCCCCCAACUUUCGGCGACCGCGGCUAGUGCCAUACCCAGGCUGUCCCCCCAGAACAUGGUUACUGUUUCAUCACAGAAGGAAUUGUUGGUGAUCGCCGGGCAGGUGGGCAGGCAGCCGGGUAAAUCAACACUUCCUCUCUUCCCUGGGAUGGAGAAGAAGAAGGGCAUCGGGUGGCCUCAAGGACCCGGGAGCUUCCCAAGCUCUAGUGUUCAAGUAACGGUGGCUCCUAGCAGCCUUGGUGGAACUUUGAGUUCAGUAACUAUUCAAGCCCAACAAUACCUUGAAGGCAUGUGGAGUAUAUCCAGAGUUAACAGCUUCCUUCCUCCAGCUUGCCAACCUGAUGCUCCAUCCACAGACGGAGGAAAGGAGAACCUGAACUCUACCAACGGCAACGUCCAGAGUUUAGAAGAUCGAGCUACGAGUUUGGUUUCGCCAGCCGUGGUGUCACCCGGAGCGUCAGCUGCAGCAUCGUUCUUCAUCAGAGCGGCGCAGAAGCUCAACUUGUCUUCGAAGCGCAAGAAGUAUCACCCGCCUCUGCCUCGUUCCAGAGAAUAUUUGACGUACUCGACAAAUUUUAGCGGGAUCCUUCAGUUAUGCCCUCCCCCGGCGCCUCCGUGUUUAAUGAGAGCUGUAUCAAAGAUCAAGGACAAUCCAGGAAUGGGAAAGGUAAAGGUGAUGGUAAGAAUUUGCCCGUCGCAAGGAUCCCACCAUACUUCAGAGUCGAUGUCUUUCUUGAAGGUAGACUCCCGGAAGAAGCAAGUGACUCUUUACGAUCCAUCUUUUUGUGGUCAAUCCAUUUUAGGCCACAGAAAAGCCGUUGUUGCUGCCCCAAAGAUAUUUGCAUUUGAUUCCGUCUUCCCUCAGGAGGCUUCGCAGGCUGAGGUCUGCUCUGGGACGGUUGCUGAAGUCAUCCAGUCAGCAGUGAACGGUGCAGAUGGCUGCGUAUUCUGCUUUGGUCCCGUAAACCUCGGCAAAACAUACACCAUGAUUGGCAAAGAUGCCUCGACACAAAGCCUCGGCAUUAUUCCCUGUGCAAUCUCCUGGCUUUUCAAGCUAAUCAGCGAACGCAAAGAAAAAACCGGAACUCGCUUCUCCAUUCGGGUUUCUGCCGUUGAGAUCUUUGGCAAAGAGGAAAACCUCAAGGAUUUAUUAGCUGAAGUAGCCACUGGAAGUCUUCAAGACGGGCAGUCACCGGGAGUGUAUCUGAGAGAGGAUCCAAUAUGUGGGACUCAGCUCCAAAACCAGAGUGAGCUGAGAGCACCGACCGCAGAAAAGGCAGCUCAGUUCCUUGAUGCCGCGAUCGCGGCAAGAAGCACAAGUCGACCUGACUGCGAGGAAGAAGAUCGACGGAAUUCGCAUAUGCUUUUCACGCUUCAUAUUUACCAGUAUCGGAUGGAAAAGAGUGGCAAAGGAGGAAUGUCUGGAGGUCGAAGCCGUCUUCAUCUGAUCGACCUAGGAAGCUGCGAGAAAGUCCUGAGCAAAAGCCGCGAGGGAGGAGGAGGACUCUCCCUAUCUCUGACCGCUCUGGGGAAUGUCAUCUUGGCUCUUGUCAAUGGAGCAAAACACAUACCUUAUAGGGAUAGCAAAUUAACUAUGCUCUUGCAAGAAUCUUUGGGGAAUAUCAACUGCCGGACGACGAUGAUUGCUCACAUCUCGGAUUCUCCGGCACAUUAUCCAGAAACGCUCACCACGGUGCAGCUUGCCUCUAGAAUUCACAGAAUGAGAAAGAAGAAAUCGAGGUAUGCAUCCAGCUCGUCUGGUGGAGAAAGCUCUUGUGAAGAAGGUCGGGUCCGGAGACCACCCCACAUAAGGCCCUUUCAUCCGAGAACGGUAGCACUUGACCCUGAUUUUCCGGCUCUGGGCAUGCAUAGUGAUCCUGAUUAUUCAUCCAGCAGCGAACAGUCCUGUGAUACGGUUAUCUAUGUUGACCCUAAUGGUGCUGCGUUAUCUGAUCGAGACCUAACAGAUAACGAAGGACCUCCAGAGUUUGUUCCCAUAAUUCCAUCGCUCCUCAAGAAAAGAAGCAAAGACAAUUUAUCAAGUAUCAAGAGCUCGGAUAACGAUCACUUCAAGUGCAACACUUUUGCUGAGCUGCAGGAGCGGUUAGAGUGCAUCGAUGGGAGCGAGGAACCUGUUAGAUUCCCAAGCGAGGGUCCAGUCUCUGGAACACCUAGCUGUAGAACCAUUAGCUGUGAUGAAAAUGGACAUUUUAAGCAGCAAAAUAUGCCACAUUCUGGAGCUAGCAAAUGGACUGCUUUGCAGGAAAUUGCAUCUCCCAAAAAGGGACAGCACAUUGAUACAACAGCUUCUUUACAGCAAAAUAGUUCAGGUUCUGAAACAAGUGCACCUCAGCCCUCUCAACAACAUGCCAAAGAUGAAAACAUAAAGUUGGAAUGCAACUCCGACAAAGAUCAACUGACAAUCAUGGAAUUGCAUAAAUCUGUUGGUCCAAGCGCUUUUGUAUCAAAGGAACAACCAAAAUUAGCUAUGGAACCUUCAGAGAAGGGGAAAAGUCUUCAGACAAGAAAGCAUCUCCCCAGCCCUGCUCCACCUCCUCCAGAACUGAGCUCUCAAACUUGCUCCUCACCAGGCGGCAGUAAUGGGGUGAGGACGCCUCCUGUUGGAAUGAGUAAUCUGAAGAGCCAAGAUAAGCACAAUUUAAUAGACAGCACAUCUCCUGCUUGCAGUAGCACUCCUAAACAGCCGGGUCCAGUAGACGUACAUAGGUUUUGCUCAGCAGUCAAGGGCAAGCAUUUUGACCGUGAUAUAUUAACUACCACUGUAACUUUGCAAAAACCUGUUGAGCUAAAUGGAGAAGAUGAACUUGUAUUCACCGUUGUAGAAGAAUUGUCCAUUGGUGGCAUGGUUGAAAGAAGAAGACCCUCCAGUAUCAUUAGCUUUAACAGUGACUGCUCUUUACAAGCCCUUGCUUCUGGCUCUAGACCAGUUAGUAUUAUAAGCAGUAUUAAUGAUGAAUUUGAUGCAUACACUUCUCAGGUGACUGCUGCUGGAGUGAAUAUCGAUAUUGUCUUUCCCCUUUCUGAGGAUCAGUGCACGGUCAGCAGCAGACGUUCAUCUGUCAGUUCUUGGCUUAGCGAAGUGAGUAUAUGUACAAUAAAAAGUGAUGGAGCCCAGACGUAUGAGACAUAUAUCCCAUACACACCUCAUAAGCGCAAUGAGGUUGUAGAGUGUCUGAACCUUGACUCGGAAAACACAACCGAUCAGAUGGGUAAGAGCCUCAAAAGCUCUCUUAAUGACAGUGGGUUCUGCUUUUCUGAAAUGGAGAGUGAAAGUGCCAGUUCUAGUCCCCUGUUUUCCAAGAAUGAGAAAAGCCUAAAUUCCUCAGACCUAACCAAAGCAUGUUCAGCUGCUUAUCCUGUAACUAACCAGCCUAAAGCUUCUAGCACCCGGGGUACUUUGUCAGGAGAGACCUUUCAUUCAAGUCUUCCUCGAAAAAAUAAAUCUACCUCAGCACAUACUAACGCAUCGUGUAGCAAAGAAAGCGUGUUUGAAGAUCCGUGGUUGGUAAGAAUGGAUGCUGAAAAUCAGCCAGUGUUUACAGAAUCUUCCAUUUUGGCCACAGACAAUCAGCUGAGACAGAACCCAAAUCUUGCACAAACUUGUAGCUGGGCUCGUAAAGCCAUGAAUUCACAAACCAUGCUGGCAUGUUCUCAACGAGUGGUAGACGGGUGUGAGGUGGACGAUAAGCCACCUUCAAAGAAGACUGAAGCCCUGACAAAAGUGCCGCAGCUCAAAAGGGGUGCCACAACCUUAGGAGUUGUAACAAACUAUAGUUCUCAAGCGUCCACCAUGAAUAAGGGUUUGUCAGAUGUUGUAUUUUCUGAUGGGAGUCUUAAAUCGUUGGGUGCUAAGAAGGUAGUAACUCAAAAAGCAAGCAUGUUGCCACGACCUGGUGGAGUAACACCUCCUGCCCCUCCUGAGAGAAAGUCAAGUCUAGACCAGAAAAACAUCCCCUUACAUGCAGAUAGCCUCAGCAAACUAGAAGGGUUGGCAAGUAAUCGGUCAUACUCAGAAGAAGACUCGGAAAUACAAUUUAGCAGCAAGUCAUACCUCAAAGGUGAUUAUUCUUUGCCUAAAGCGGCUUCAAGCUUAAAGGCUAAGUCAAACAAAACAGAAUCCGUCCAUCGGUACGGGAGUCACGUGUCUCUUGAAAGAUGUGAUAGUUUAACAUCUGUAGGUCCAAGAGCAAGUGGAACCCGUGAGAACAGUAGUUCAAGUAUUAACAAAGCAGGGAGAACGGUACCAAAACUCGGAGUUCCACCUGCGUCUUCUGCAGGCACCUCACAGCCUUCAUGUACCACGCCUGUGAAGAUGAAUCAGGCCAAAAGUUCUCUUUCUCAGAAAACAUCGACAAAUAUGAACAAAAACCGUGGCCUCUCGACAAAUGGCUCAAAGUCACUUAGUUCUUCAGUAAAGUCGCUAAAUCAAACAAACUGCAAAAAUUCUGGUAUUCCACCAAGUGGAAGAGCGGCUUCUCGAACUGUGCAGGGCACUAACAGCAAGCCAGCCAGAGGAACGAUUAUGGGCACUAAGCAAGCUUUGAGGGCAGCCAAUAACCGGGUCAACGAAUUAGCCUCUGGAAGCUCCGGUAAAAUGGGUCAUUUAAGAGGAUCAGCCGACUCAGACAGUGGGAAUGAUAGUGGCAUUAACCUGGGUGAUGAAAAGCCACAAACCCCUAUGCUACCAUCACCUUACAGCAAAAUAACAGCACCAAGGCGACCUCAAAGAUACAGCAGUGGGCACGGCAGUGAUAACAGCAGCGUUCUAAGUGGAGAGUUGCCACCGGCAAUGGGAAGGACGGCUCUGUUCUAUCACAGCGGUGGGAGCAGUGGAUAUGAGAGCAUGAUUCGUGACAGUGAAGCCACGGGAAGUGCCUCUUCUGCUCAUGACUCCAUGAGCGAAAGUGGGAUGUCUUCAUCUGGCCGGAUGAGAAGUUUGAAAUCCCCCAAGAAAAGAGGUCUUCAGAGACGAAGGCUCAUACCUGCUCCUCUGCCCGAGACUUCGACGACGGGAAGGAAGGCAAAUGUUACCGGCCAAUGGGUCGACUUGCCUCCCUUACCCGGCACUUUAAAAGAGCCAUUUGAAAUAAAGGUCUAUGAGAUUGAUGAUGUAGAAAGACUUCAGCGACGCAGGCAAGAAGAAACAGAGCCUUUCCAAGAUAUGGAAAAGGGUUUGACGUACUUCAACAACAAGCUGAAGAUUAUAGAGAGGCGCCAACAGAAAAUCAAAGACAUGAAGGCAAAGUACGAGCUGCUGAAAGAGGAGCUGGAGGAGACAAAAUUAAGACUGAUGAUGGAUCCAAAUAAAUGGAGAGGACAAUUUGAAUUGGACCCAUCUCUUGAUACAGAAUCUCAAGAGUAUCUGGAGAUGCUAGAACAAGUGACUGAGGAUCUAGAACUAUGUGUUAACAUAUGCAAGUCUCAUGUCAUGAUGGUGACCUGUUUCGAUAUUGGAGUGACCUUAGAUCAGCACGAUGGAGGAAGAGAAGUAGAAGUUUGAAAACGUGGCUAGAGUGGAGGAAUUUGUAUGGAUGAUCUUGAACCGACACAAUACGACCGUAGACUGGAGUCAACGCGUGUGAAACGCUGAUUGUGCGUUAGUUGCCUUCGAUAUGGACCUAAACAUAAAAUCUUAGGUUUCUACUCGUGUUUUGUAUUAGCUAAGAUCAAGAUAAUCCAGAAGAAAAACCCUCGUUCCUGGAGGUAGAGUAAGAAAAACCAGGUGGACAAUCGAAUGAGAAGACACGCAUGUCUGUGCAUUGUGUCAAAAUUGUACAUUGGAAUGUGAAAAUUGCAAAGAAUGUUUGUGGGUCAGUUAUCGAUGAUGAAUUGUAAUGUUUCUCAACCAGUAUGGUGCCUCUAGAACUUAACUAUACAAGAUGUUUAAGCCCAUUGCCACCAGAUAGUCAUGCAACCCAAUGCAAUGGAUAGGAGGACCCUCGGGGGAAGAAGAUUAUAGAAGAACAUGUGACGGAGAUGGGAAAAAAAAAUGAUAUUACGUGAAGUGCCUUCUUUUCAUAUGACUUUUAUUAUUUUAUUUGGUGCUAAAGUUAAAAGCCAGCAAACCCAAGCAGACACUUUAAUGUUACUGCUAUUAAUUUUUUAUACUGUACAGUUUAUGUAUAAUUAUAUGUAAAAAAAAAAAAAAAAAAAAACAUUGUAGAGGGAGCAAUAAUUUAAUUGUGUUUUCAUACCUGAAUUUGCCUUCUGAUUUCAUAGAAAAGCUGAUUUAUGCAGCAAAAUGAAACUGUAUUAUAAUUUCCCUGGCUACAAAUUUUAGAUAUUUUUAUGAACAUGUAUCUGGGUGUUUGAUAACGUUUCUCGUUAACGUUAGGUUGUUUUUUUUUUGCUUCCCAUCCUGUUCCUUUCUCAAUAAAAAAUGUCCUUAUUUUAUAUAUUUCCCCUAAAUAGUUCCUAAACAGUCUUUGGAAUACUUUUCCUGUUCGAAAAUAACGUUAAUGUUAUCUUUUGCUAAUGAUGACAAUUUUGGCAUUUUUUUAAAAAAAUUUCAUUUUUUUACAGUUUUUCUAAAGAAGGCAAAAACUCAGGAUAAAUUUCUACAUGCUGCAUGUAUCGUGUGCAUUUUUUUUUUGUAAGGGAUCGCUGAGACGCGUUCGCUGUAUGAUUGCCAAAACACUUUGGAGAAGGUCUAUGUGUGUAUUAACUGCAUUUCAUACGGAGUCAUAUUUUCAGAUCAUCUUGAUUUUAUAUGGGGUUUACAAAGCCUUUGUAUAAAUGUAUAAUAUUUUCAUUUGGCUUUCAUUUGUGAAUAAAAGAUGCAUUUAUUGUUA